AUGGGCCUGGAUUCUCUCUGCCUGCGCUCUCUGCAACUCGUCGGAUCUGCUCCGACCGUUUCAGCUAGUGUUCUCGGGGAUUUAGACGUCAAAUCACACUCUGCUAUCGUCCUCUCGUUCGUUAAUUGUUGCAUCCUGCCUCGUGCCGUCGGUGGGCCUUUCCCCAACCGACGAAGAGCCACCACCGUGGCUCUCAAUGCUCCCGGUUCGAGAAAUGGCCGCAGCAACUCACACCCAGUGCGACCAAACACUCCUCCUUCGGGAACACGGAUGAAUCCACGCAGGCCUUCCUCGCCGGGCCUUUCGAGCAGCCCUCCGCGGCGCCAAAGUGCCCUCCGGACAACCUGGCGUCAUAGCGCCGGAUCGGCAGAUGCAUUCAGUUCGUUUCUGGACAUGGACGAUGAGACCGACGACUCCCGAAGCAGACCAGCGAGCUCCGAGCAAAUACAGGAAAAACAUUCCUACGACACAGUGCCCAGUGACCCGGGAGUGACAUUCGACGAAUUGAUUGACCGGCUUAUCGCGUUACCGAUUUCCAAGCAGGACGCCAAGUUCGUUGCCAUAUUCUUAUGUCUAUAUCGCAAAUUUGCCUCUCCGUCGAUGCUGCUCAAUGCUCUGAUUACCCGUUUCGAGAAAACCGAACAAAGUGACUUGCCUCAAUUGACUCGGGCGUCUGAGCAGUUGAGGCUGCUUCAAGUCAUUGCGCAGUGGGCUUCAGAAUACCCGGGGGAUUUUGCAUAUCCCAUGACUCGCCAGAGGAUACUUGAGUUUGUCGAUUCGAUUGAGGACAGUCAUGUGUAUAUGUUUGCAGCCAAAGAGAUCAGCCUCCAUCUCGAGACUCGAAUGGAAGACGACGAGGUCGGUUGGCCUUUUCGGGACGGAGAAGAAGACGACGAUUAUGAGAGGACUGGGUCUUUGGGUGGUGAAUCAUCCACGCGCAUGUCACCGUCCACUUUCAUCCAUUCUUCAUUUUCAGAGAAAAUACUUAAUAAUAUAAGCUCCUUGGAUUUGUCCGAAGAGCCAACGACUGAGUCCUCGAGGGACUCGGGAACCCUAUCCACAAUAUCUAGUACUGGGCGGUCAAUAUCAACCAUAACACAAGCAUCUUCAGCUAUGAUGUCCCUAGAAAACGUGCAGCGAGAGGCAAUGAGUCUGGAACUUACUCCUCGGUAUCUGCUGACCAAGAUUCAGUGGCGGCAAUUUAUGGAGAUUCCAGACGACGAUUUCGCCCGCGAACUCACUCGUAUUGACUGGAUCAUGUUUACUUCCUUCACGCCGCGGGAUCUUGUCCGCCAUGUUAGUCUGUCUGGCCCCGAGAAGGAGCACACAAAAAGUCUGCAACAUGUGAAUCGCAUGAUUCGGGAGUUCAACCAUCUAGCGUUUCUGGUGGCAAGCAUGAUAUUACUGCGGGAUAAAGCUAAACACCGCGCAAAGGCUAUGGAAAAGUUCAUGAACAUUGCAUUGAAGCUUCGACGUCUGAAUAACUACAAUUCCCUGGGUGCAGUCAUGGCAGGCAUCAACGGCACGCCUGUCCAGCGACUAGCACAAACACGAGACUUGAUUCCUCUUCCCCUUCAAAAAGAUUUCCUACGGCUCGUCAUAUUGAUGGGUACGCAACGGAGUCAUUUUGCAUACCGUCUGGCAUGGGACAACUCGUUUGGAGAACGUAUCCCGUUUCUACCACUUCAUAGACGCGAUCUCGUAUCAGCAGAAGAGGGCAACAAGACAUUUGUGGGCGAUAAUAAGGAGCGAAUAAACUGGAAGAAGUUUGAAAUCAUGGGAGAAGUUGUUCUCGCCAUUCAACGCAGUCAGCGCACGCCGUACCCACACAUUCAUAAGAAUGAAGUCGUGCAACGGUUGGUACUAGAUGCAAAAAUGGCUGAUGAAGAGGACCUGUACUCACGAAGCCUGCAAGUGGAACCCUCUGGAGGCGCAGUCGAUAGAAACAAGACGUGGGGACAGCGCUGGCUGCGCACUUGA
Molecule: messenger RNA, 1980 nt
Organism: Talaromyces atroroseus
Lineage: Eukaryota; Fungi; Ascomycota; Eurotiomycetes; Eurotiales; Trichocomaceae
Exons: 4
Coding region: 1-1980 (659 amino acids)
Biological process (GO): Ras protein signal transduction; positive regulation of GTPase activity
Cellular component (GO): plasma membrane
Molecular function (GO): guanyl-nucleotide exchange factor activity
Source: RefSeq, a predicted model, not a curated record